Messenger RNA from Penicillium expansum, 1044 nucleotides. RefSeq lists its product as uncharacterized. The transcript has a single exon. Bases 1 to 1044 code for a protein of 347 amino acids. NCBI's taxonomy places the organism in Eukaryota, Fungi, Ascomycota, Eurotiomycetes, Eurotiales, Aspergillaceae. The record is from RefSeq and is a predicted model, not a curated record.
AUGCUGUGGGACUUGGUGGAUGAAUACCGCCAGCCCACUGCAGACCCAAGGCAUACACCACCAAGUCAUCGUUAUAAUCGCCGCCAUGGAGAUACCGAAGAAAGCCCCCAAAGGCAAGCCCUCAGACAAACCGCCCAGGAGACCAUGAACGUUCUCCCAGGUCUUCUGAAUCACCUCAACUCUGCCAAUGAGGCCCACAAAUCUAAGAAAUUAUCCUCGAAUAUCAUCAGAGCCUUGCACCCAAACAACUGCCCGCGCUUCCCAUCGCCCGCGACGAUCAAAGUCAUCAACGACGAUACCCUCAACGUGGCCGUCAGAUUGUUUGAAUCUACACGAACACACCGUCUCAAUCCAAGCCCCGCGAACCCCCGGCCAAUAAUCAUAAACUUCGCCAGCCACCGAAAACCAGGCGGAGGUUGGCUAAACGGCGCGAUGGCACAAGAAGAAUCACUCUGCUACCGUAGCUCCUUGGCGCUCAGCCUCCACAGCAGGGAUUACCCGCUCGCUCUCGACGAGUCGAUUUACAGCCCCUACGUGCUGGUUAUGCGGAGUGACCUGGCCUCCGGACAUACCCUGCUAGCGUCUCCCUCCACUCCACCAGAGGAUCUUCCUGUUGUUAGUGGGAUUACGAUCGCGGCUCUCUAUCGACCUGCAGUUCGGACACUGGUGGCGAGGGAUCCCCAGAUAGGGCGACGUGGCCACAGCCCACGCUCACACCACAGCUCACCUUCAGCCUCACCAUCCUGUCGACGAACUCAACAAGUUUUUGCGCGCGAUAAGGACCGCAACCUUACCAAAUCAAAAAUGAGGCAGUCGCUCCGUAUUGCAGCAGCCAAUGGGCACGGGAUGUUAGUCCUUGGAGCUUUGGGCUGUGGGGUGUAUUCAAAUCCCCCUGCUGAGGUUGCGCACUGCUGGCUCGAGGUUCUGAGGGAGAAUGAGUUUCGUGGGAACUGGUGGCGGGAGGUGUGCUUUGCUGUCUAUGAUCCGAAGAACGAAGGCAACUUUGCGACCUUUGAACGGGUGUUGGCUGGGAAGAAGGUCUAA